UAGCUUGGAACUUGCAUUUGUGGAGCUCCCAGCUGGCAGGAAUCAGCUCUCCCUCCUGCAGGAGAGCCCCCCGGGGGAACGGGCUGUGCUUCGGGGCGGCGGCGAGGGCAGGAGGCAUGGGGAGAUCUCCGGCUGCCUUCCUCUCCCCUGCACCCCCUUUGCCUUUUCUGUCUCUCUCUUUUGGCUUGUUUGGGGGCUUGUGCUAACGCUGCCUGUGCCAGGAGGGAUCCAGGAGUGAGCCAUCCCUCAGCUGCACAAAUUGGCUUCCCACCUGCUCGCAGCCUUGAGGAAGUUUCUCCUCCAUCCCAGGGGUUGUGAGAAGAAAAGCAGGAGGUGGCUCGGAGCCCACCAGCCCGUGGCACCGAGCCCUGGCGUGUGAAGGGUGGGCAGGGGGACAGCAAGCUUCCCUCUUGCCUUCCCCGGAGAUUUGGGAUCACGCACUGACCAUGAAUGGAUCAUUUUUCAACCAGACUCUUCUAGAGCAGGGAGCUUACCCCAACAGGACCCGGGGCUUGGGGAUGCUCAUGGCCUGCUGCAACGGGACCAGCUCGGUGCUGGCGACCGACGGCGGCUCCUCGGUCCUGGUGCCCGAUGAGAGGAGCCUUUACAUCACACGAGUGGUGCAGAUCGCUGUCCUCUGUGUCCUCUCCUUGACUGUGAUGUUCGGCAUCUUCUUUUUGGGCUGCAACUUGCUCAUCAAGUCGGAGAGCAUGAUUAACUUUCUGGUGAAGGACCGAAGACCUUCCAAGGAUGUGGGAGCUGCAAUCAUGGGACUUUAUUGAAGCCACCAGGCUGUUGUAGGCAAGUGAACUGUCUGGACCUGGUGCUGAGAUGCACAUUCCCAUGUGUUUGGGGCAGCUGGGGGGGGAGUGUAGAGGGGGGCAGGGGUCUUUUAAUAUGUCUGUGUCCAUGGGAAAAGCAAACCUACGCUUCCCAGUCAACAAACUCUGUUGUGGUGAAUGAAUGGGGAAACCUCCCCAGAGUUGUAUGAGGCACAGUAAAUGGCCAGCAUCGUGUUGCAUGCAGAAAUGGCUUAAGUUUUGCAUGAAACUUGCUGAAACGGUGAUAAUGUGCAGAUCUGGACUCUUUUCUGCUGUUACCUUGGAUACUGCUACCUGGGAUUUAGGGCUAAAAAAAAAAAAAAAAAAAAAAAAAAAAAGGGGAAAAAAAAUGG
This is a messenger RNA of Tyto alba (common barn owl), 1174 nucleotides long. RefSeq names its product reprimo like (gene RPRML). Lineage: Eukaryota; Metazoa; Chordata; Aves; Strigiformes; Tytonidae. The transcript has a single exon. The coding region runs from base 447 to 782 and encodes 111 amino acids. The record is from RefSeq and is a predicted model, not a curated record.